ACAGGGUUUGGACUUUAGGACUCUUGACAUGUACUUGGCAAGGUUUUGCCUUGGAAUUAGAAAGAGAAAAUCUGGGGCAGGUGAAGACUAGGAGCCUUCAAUUUUAAUUGGCCAUGCAUCAAUGAUCAAGAGAUUCCCUGAAGGGAAGAAGUACAACAAGGACAUUAGUAAAGACAUAUAAUGUAAACACUCACAAGACACAUUGAAGGCCAAGCUGAUCCAACUGAAGAAGCAAGGAAAAGGCAACCUUCCCAAUGCAUCAGACCCACUGACAUCAUGGACACACAUCAGCUAAAAGAUCAAAGAGUGUUAGCCAUGCUGAUCCAGAAGGCCUUAUGUACACAUUAUACUUACAUAGUUAUGAACAAUUUGGAAUAAGAAGAGCAACAGAACAUCCUAACUUUAGAUGGGGACACAUUACACUGAAGAAUUUAAAUGGUCAGGAGAUUUUGGAACACACCAGUGAGCGUCAGACAAAGACUUUAGGUAACCAGCAGGUGUUAGCUGAGGGAUCGGUGUUGUCACCCCGACCCGGGGCACAGCCGUCCCCCAUGCCACAGCAAAUACGACUACCAAAUUCAGGUUCGAAUUUCUUUAUGCUUCCCCAACCGAUGACGGCUUUAGAGGCAUAUACCGCCUGCAAAGAAAAUAACAGCAUCUUGGCGUUACCUGGAAAAGACGAUAUUGAGACAUUGGAUACUGUCUUGAACAACACUGAAAGUCUUGGAGCUUGGACGGGGGAGUAUGUCGACUUUGCUCCUUGGGCGUUUGCUAAAGGUUGUUAUACAAUCUUCAAUACAUCGAGACACAACACAUCUUACAGUGGUUCGACUUGUUUUCAGUCCUGUGACAAGAAUCUUAAGGUAGUUUUUGUACGGGAAUCCGAGUGCAUUUGUGAUAUCAGCCGGGUGGAUACAACGUUAACGUCACUAUACAACUUGUGUAACAAACCCUGUAGCAGAGACGGAGGUGCAUGUGGUGGUGUUGGAAGAUUAUAUACAGAAUAUCUUGGAUGUAUGUAUUAUUCUUAUGUUUGUAUUUUUUAAUGUUUGUAUUUCAUGAUCGCCUCAAAAAUUAUAUACAUAUAGAAUAGCUAAGACAGCUUUCGCAAAUCCGGUAGAAACGGUCGAGAUGGCACUGAAAAUACUCCAUGAUAAACGAAUACAGUCGAACUGUCAGUGAGCCGACGUAAUAGGCAGAGCAUUUUACCAAGAUAUAAAAACACAGAAUAACAAAGACUUAUAUUAUUUAAUAUGAAAUUCAAAUCUUGAAAGAAAAAAAAAAUAUUAA
Molecule: messenger RNA, 1290 nt
Organism: Mizuhopecten yessoensis (Yesso scallop)
Lineage: Eukaryota; Metazoa; Mollusca; Bivalvia; Pectinida; Pectinidae
Exons: 4
Coding region: 336-1046 (236 amino acids)
Source: RefSeq, a predicted model, not a curated record